AUGUCCUCAAAGGCUCAAAAAUUAGUGCAGCUUGCACUGGAGGAGGAAAUCGAUUCUCGAGGAUCUAGGGACUACAAAAUGGUAAACAUGAAUAGAUCCUCUAGAAAACCGAUGGGGUUACCAGUAGAACUGUGUUCGCCGCGUCAAACCCCAAAAGGACUUACCAAGAAAAAGCACGAUCAUCUUCUCAUGCUUGUGCAAUGGAUACUAGAAGCAUUUCAUGUUUUUUAUAAAAAUGUUCCUGUGCUGGGUCAACAAGGAGAUGAUGACAUCGACGACGAUUGUAUAUAUAUUCUCCAGAUGUCAUUUUGUGUUUCAUCCUAUGCUGCACCUAGAUUUUAUCAUCAUAGUAAAUAG
Acanthoscelides obtectus is the source of this 357-nucleotide messenger RNA. The record is from the annotation of a GenBank genome assembly. NCBI's taxonomy places the organism in Eukaryota, Metazoa, Arthropoda, Insecta, Coleoptera, Chrysomelidae.